Rhopilema esculentum is the source of this 6883-nucleotide messenger RNA. RefSeq lists its product as uncharacterized. The record is from RefSeq and is a predicted model, not a curated record. Lineage: Eukaryota; Metazoa; Cnidaria; Scyphozoa; Rhizostomeae; Rhizostomatidae. Gene Ontology annotation, molecular function: RNA polymerase II cis-regulatory region sequence-specific DNA binding; DNA-binding transcription factor activity, RNA polymerase II-specific. Gene Ontology annotation, biological process: regulation of transcription by RNA polymerase II.
AAGGAAAGAGAGAACACCAACCUUGCUGGACAAGUCUAAAUCCGGGAUUAUAAGUACUGUCUAGAGAGCUGUAGCCUACCUGUGAGUUGACCACUCGCAGCUAAACACAAAGAUUUGAAGAUCAAUACGUCCGGAAAAAGCAACCUAUGCAAAAAGGUAAGCUGGGCUUCAAGGUCAUGCAAAGCAUUUACCAAAAAACCAGGCUCAAGAAGAACAGCCUCAAUGUGACGCCCGUAUGUCAACGAUUCAAAGAGAGGUCAUGUCUAUUGAUCUGCUUAAUGCGAAACCCCUUUUAGAAUGUCUUCACCGCAAUUUAAAACUGUUUGUGGCAACUCCCCCUGUUAAAUAUGAAAGUAACGACGGUCACUUUGAAACUACAUUAGGUCACAACUCAGUUAAUCUCCCAUGUACACAGCGAAAGGCGGGAUGUAAAGCCUGCGGUUGAGUCAAACUUUGUACAAUUUUAUCAUAAUUAUCAUGGCUAAAUAACCAGACCGAUAAAGCAAAGCCCUUGGACAAAAAAAAUUCAAUAACAGCAAAAUGCACUUCUCUUUUCUAUGGGCAGCUCCGUUUUGGCAAAAAUGAGAAAAAUUGGCGAAUAUUCUUGAAAAUUGGAACAUUGGCUAAAUAAAAUGACUCCAAAUAGUUACGAAAGGUCAAAUUGCAAUAAAGGGACAUGUUCUUACAAUUACAGAAGAGAAUUAGAAACACGAUCAACCAUCGCCGGCAAAUUGAAGAAUUCUCCUGAAAGUUUUACGAAGGGCAAUUCAGGCUGGUAAAUAGCGUACGAGAUAUCCAAGAAUUUCCAGGUAUUUUAAGAUAAAACAAUAGGAUUUCAACAGAAGGUGUAUGUGAUUUUCAUCAAGUGAGUUACCCCUCGGAAACGUUAACUGUUUGAAGAUUAUUUUUGAGUCUCUUAAACAAGACAGAGUUUUCAGGAUUCUUUAGAAAUACUUUUUGGAAAAACCUCCUCCAGGACCGUUCGUCUUGGGGGUCUGGAGGGCGAGGUGCAAUUAUUCUACCCUUCCUACGGCAUAGUCUUCUUAAAGAACUACCGCGUCUCAACGAUGCACUGACACCUCAUUACGCUUUUGUGAGGUUAGUGGGUCAAUGGGAUAGAAGAUUAUUAUAAUAAUGUUUGUCUGUCCGAAGCAGUAUGGAUUGAGCAAUAAUCAGCCAUAUUUUAAAGACACUAAUGAAACAAAAUGACACAAGAACCAGCCGAUUUUUGAAUGAUCACACAUCUAUAUUGUGAGAAGUAGGGGUAGAAGAGUCGAGCUGCAAUGGUGAUACAAUAACUGAGUAAAGUAGAUAUGGAUUUGAGGGCAAAUCUUUUAUAUCUUGGUCACCAUCAAAUUAGAACACUCAUGAUGUACUUCAAAAGAUAAUAAUUAAAAUAUAAAAAAUGCUCUGGUAAAUUUUUCGAGCACCGUUUGGGGAAUAACCAUCAUUAAGAAACAACUCUAAAGAUUGUUUAGCACAAAUUAUGAUCACCCAGGCUCUGCGGCCAUAUCUAGAUUGUCUUUAUUUGAUGCUGAAAACCCGGCUCUUUUCGGAAGAAAACGUCAGUUUUCCUUUGACUUAAGGGAAUUUGAUUAACUUUGAUUUUCUCUAAAUUCUCUGGAGUAAAAAAUACCGAAAGUGUCUUUCAAAGCAGAUAAGAUGAGAAUUUCACAUACCGUCCUUCAAUGAGCGACCACACAGGUAUAAAAUUCAGAUCCAACACACAUUUAUUCUCACGAAAACGUUAUUUUAAAGUUAUCAGCUCACUUUGUCAAUAAAAUAAGACAGAUGCACUGGCCUCGUUUGAAUGUUUAUGACCUCGUUUUAAAUUGCCGCCUCGUAAACCAUAUCAGUGAACCUAUCGAACAUAGUUGAUUCUCUGAUAAUGCUGAAACAGCUAUAAAAAGAGUUUCAUUGCGGUUUCCAACCAACGGAAGAAGCCAAUACGUCCCAUUUUGCAAACCGUUUAUUUCAACAACCACAACCACAUCGAAAAAUAGGUAACUAAUGUUUUGACCAAGAAAAGCAAGCUAAAAUUAGCAAAUUACAAUACACGAAUUGAUAAACAAACGAUGAAUGCUGAUGAUAUAGGGUUCAAAUGAAAAAUAUUCACAAAGGUUAUUCAAGGCACUUUUUCUAACUGCUAUAGCAACGGGCUCACGACAGCUGCGCAGCAGCUAGGCCUGGGGUAUUUUAUCGUAAACCGGGCGAUAAAAUAGAAAGUAAAUAUAUAAAAUUACGCAGCUAAUGAAUUCUCUGCAUAUCUUGCUUCGAAGCUUGAACUCUCUCAGGCGCAAAUCAAUCAGCAAAAACUGAAAGAGGGGGCAACCUCGUUUUAGCAUUUCUCUGAGGUAAGCCUCGUUAGACAAGAAUGACGUAGAAAAUUUAAGAAAGACGGGUGGUAGCAACUACAGGGUUUCCUGUCAUUGUUGGUCGAUAUAAAAGGAGAGUAAUUUCAUUGAGACUGGGCAGUUACAAACGUCUAGCAAGCAGUGCUUACCAGGAGCUAAACGGCAGAGUAACAAGCAGCCACAGUAUCGUCCCUCAAAGAGGCAUUGGAGGUUGUGCCAUUAGGACCUUACAGGCUUGUGUUACAAAUUGAGAUAUCAAGACGAUCAAUACCAGGGCAAACCAGCGUGGUCUUAAAGCAGAGCUCGGAGUCGAAAUUUGUUGACGGAAAGAAGAACAGCACCUGGCGCAAGUAUGCCCCGCUCACUUCUUGCACUGAAAGACCGGUAUGAAAGAAAAAAGAUUGAAAAUGUCUCUUCAGACGACCAAGAGGAACAAGAAGUUGAUGUCGAAGGUGACUAUGGAUGUGAAUUCACAAGACAUCAGGGUUGUGCAGUUGCAAAAGAUGAAGCCAAGAUGCCAUUACAACAUAAAAAAGAGAGCACAUUUAACGGCGAAAAAGAAAACUCUUUUGGUGAAUCAUUUAGAAAAGUCAGAAUUAUUGGAAAUAAAGAGCCUGACAAUGACGAGAGAAAAUCAGAGGCUGAGAAAAAGAAAGAAAGCCCGGAAUCUGGAGGGAAUCAGAGCUCCGAAAUCUCCUUUAAAACUCCUGUCUCUGCAAUUGAACUCGGAACAUGGCCCAAGCCAGUUCGCUGUCAAAGCAGAAGAAUGACCGUUAUCAACAAGUACCAUAAUCUGCAGUCAAAGCCUUAUCGUCCAUGGGAAUGUGACAAUGGAAGAGUGGAACGACAUCCAGUCCGUCCAAGAGCAUCUCUGCCACGUAACGGGUUCUUUGCAGAGUUUGGACAUCUUGGAUUCCGAGAACACUGGCGAAGAAUGCAUCAUGGAAAAGCACCUGGCUUCGAGGCAGAGAGAAAAUGGAUGUAUGACCAUGGUUUGCCAGCUGUCGAUAAUGCUGGUUCAUUUGGAAGAAACUGGGUACUAAGUGGUGGUAUUUACUCUGGAUACCUCCCACCGUACCGAGCCGAGCUUCUUUCAUACCCACAUGAAUGCUAUUCAUGUUCUGCGCCUAGUCGACUUGGCUGCCUAGAUGCAUCAAAGAAAAGUGCAAGUAGAUCCUUUGAAAAGCAAAUAGAAAUGGCAGCUCAGAAAUUUAGACAAUCAUUCCAAAGUGUAGAACAAGCCGAAGCUCAAAGUACUGGAAUGAAACGGCCUCUAAUCCAAAAUGACCAAGCCACAAGGAAACGAGGCGUCGGCGUUUACUGGCCUGGUACAUCAAAUGAGAAAGCGGGCAUUUCACAGCUCAAGGCCCAGAGAACAGAAAGCACAUCCCCAACGUUUGAUUGUGUGACUGCUGAGAAAGCCAAGGAAGUGCAAGAGCGACCAUACAGCUGCACCAUAUGUGACAAGAGCUUCAAGCGUAGAUCCAGCCUGGCUACGCACAAGUUCAUUCAUACUGAUUUGAAGCCACAUGUGUGUGGUGUUUGCAAUAAAAGAUUUCUGCGAAAAUCAGAUCUGAAGAAACACGGCCUCAUGCAUAGUGGAAAGAAGCCCUACCAAUGCGAGAAAUGUGGGCGCAGAUUUAGCCAAUCAUCGAACAUGCUGACGCACCUCCGCAGGCACAUGGGGAUAAGACCAUUCGAGUGUGGGAUAUGCGGAAGGUCCUUCUUCAGGAAAGUCGAUUUGAAAAGGCAUGAGGGAAGACAUAUGGCAAAAAAGCUCAAGACAAAGUCUGAUGGAGAAUAAUUCAAAGAGGUACAUAUCAAACGAUGAAAUACUGUUUACAUUUCACAAAUAUAUGAUUAAAGUAAUGCAUUGAUUUGAAAUCAAUAUGAUCUAUUUAGACUAACUAGAAGGCUUACUUUGAAAAUAAGCAUAACUAACUAACUAUAUAACUGUAAUCAUACGAUAAAUCUAGCAACCGUAGAAAAACUCUACCUUAAGUUAUCCUUUAAACAAAAGCAUUCUUGUUAAUUGACAAAAUGGUUUAUCCAAAUGCUGCUAACGUUUGGUAUAAUGGAAUAAAUAAGGAUACGUUUUAAGCCCUACUUAAAUUUCGUUUUAGGAAACAUAUUUUUUUACUUUUAUGGAGCCUUUCUUCUUUCACCCUACAUAUUAAAGAUUGUUGUUUAAGCUGCAAGUUCAACAUGAAUUUAAAGAGCUUCAUAUAAUGCACAUUCAUUGGAAAUGUCCUUUUUGUAAAUAUCAGGCAAAAUAUGAUGUUUUUUCAAGAGCACAGACUUCUGAAUAAUAAUUAGUUCUAUGAAAGCAGCAUUCAAACUCUACUUCACAAGCAAUUUUUAAAACAUUGUUUAGGCAAAGCCUUGAGAUAACAUUGUCAAGCAACAUUUUGAAACAACGUUUUGAAACAACUUUUUGAGCAACGAUUUGAAACAAGUUUUAGGGACGGAUUUCAGAGGCAAGGUGUUAGACAUUGGUUGGAUUUUGGUCCCCUAGAAAAUGACAGAAACGUCCAAUUUUUCAAAGUCCAUUUUAAGCUUCACGAUAAAAAAGAUAAAAAGGUAAAAACUAAAUAUUUUGUAUCCUCUGAAUACUACUGACUACCAAAAGGUCUUUUUACCGAAUAAAAGCAAAUUUCGCCGAAUGACACAAAUAUUGAGAGAUGUCGCACCAACCACAAACGCCCCCUUCCCCUCCUCCCGAUAGGUCCGUCCCUGCAACUUUUUGUAGCAAAAUUUUUAAAACCUCUUUGUAGCAAGUUUGUUAAAUAGCUUAUUUUCAGUAACAUAUUGAAACAAUGGCAACGUUUUGAAACAACCUUUUGUAGCAACGAUUUGAAACAACUUGUUGAAACAGUUUGAAACAGGACAGUUAACAUAACUGAUUGAUAAGGCAUUUUGUCCUAAACGUAGAUAGUUUUAAAUGUGCAUUAAGAGAGUACGCAGUAAAGUUGUAUCCUUCGUAUAAGAAUAGAUGUGUUUAUAUUUUCAGCUAGUAUGAGAUUAAUAUGAUUUUGAUGAUCGACUGAUGACAAGAGUAUUUUGAUAUUUUGUAUUUUUAUAGCUAUCCGUGAUAAUUUCAGUGACAAAUUUUGUUUGAUUUCUGCUUUCAGCAUCUUUUCUGUGAACCCUUAUAUAAACUCAACGGUGUCUCCCAUUUUCCAUGUUGUUCACUUUAAGGAAGCAAAAAGGAGAUAAGUGAAAUAGCUUAACAGUACUAUGAAAAAUCCCCACAGACAAUCCAGAUAGAUCUCUCUGGCAUCAGGGAUACCAGGGACACUGAGGACACGUGAAGAGGGCUUCCCCUCUAACCCCACGAUUCUUGGGAAUGAAACAAAAUUUAUUGUUGAGCUAUCAAUGGUUCUAGACGUCUAGCAGUUACGUACAAGUACUAUGCAUGUGCUUGCGAGCUAAGAUUUCUUACUACAAAGGAGCCAGACAAAAAGUAGCUACAAAAACAUAAAGGGAAGGGGAUCAAAGCUGACAGGCCUAGAAAGAGCACAACACGUCUCAACAACAAGCUGCAAGUGAUAAUGAGUUUGUUACAUAUUAAUGCGCGACUAGAUACUUUGUUGAUAAAGACUGCAUUUGGUAAAAAUUCAAAUAUACUAGAUUGUAUAUACUUAGAAUAAUCAAAUCAUUUAUUCUAAAGCCUUCUGGGCCCCAAGAUCAAGAUUUGAUAGGUUUCAUGAAACAAGGCACUUUUUGAGUUUGCAACCAAUGUUCUCUGUUACGCGACCUUUACCAAAGUAACACUGAUAUUUAGAUAAGGUAUUACCAGUACUAUCGUCGAAUACACGAGAGAGGCAUUGUGAAUGAAGGACCAAGGUUGUCUCAUACAUUAAACCAACAGUAAACCAAAUGAUCUAUUCCUACUUUUAUAAUGAAUGUGGCUAUUUUCAUCGAAAUGUUUAGUACCUUGCUUACCGAAUAAUCAAUACUGGUACCAAGAUGAUACAAGACUUAGCAGGGAUAAUAAAACCUUUCUUUGCAUAAAAAAGAAACAAAGGCCUAUUGUCUAAUAUAUAGAAACGUCAAUUGAGACUCGAGGGGCCUUUGAAUCUUGCUUAAACACAAAAAUGGCCCUGGUUUCAGCUGCUUUCGGUAGCAGGGAGUACUGAAUUCGGCUUUAAAUUUAUGGUCAGUAAUAAUUUUACAAUGGUUUCACAAAGGGCCUGGUAACAUAGAAUUUUUCAUCCUAGGACUGGAAGUCCAACCCUCCUACCUGUGGUGAGAAAUUUCAUGAUUACUUGUACAGUAAUCAAGCGCUUAGAAACUCUGGGUUACCACUAUGCCUGUACCACGAGCAAAAAAUAAAAUUAGGGAACCAGAAAAUUAAGUUUUGUUUCCGUCAAAAAUAUAAAUGUUUCUCUGUUUUAGUCAUAGAUCAAGACCAUGGUGCUAAAUGCGAUUCGGCAAAUUGGCGGUAGACCAUAAUCAUUAAAGAGCGGUUGUUAGCAAACGAGAACGGCGUUGACUAAAGUCAGCUAAAAAGGGCCCAAAAAGAGGUA